Molecule: messenger RNA, 1428 nt
Organism: Eimeria acervulina
Lineage: Eukaryota; Apicomplexa; Conoidasida; Eucoccidiorida; Eimeriidae
Exons: 7
Coding region: 1-1428 (475 amino acids)
Source: RefSeq, a predicted model, not a curated record
AUGCUGGGUGUUGAUGUGUCUGUACACCGCGAUUUGGGGGCCCCCCGCUGCUUCUGCAGCAGCAAAUCAACCGACCACGGGGGCCCCUCAUUGAAACCUAUAGACAGGGGACCGAAGACGCUGGAGGAGGCCCGCGAAAACCGCCUCCGCUCUUUUAGGGAGCAGGGGUUAACACUGCCAGGGGGGGUUGUCGAUCGCUAUUUGCCUCCCCGGGACCCGAGUGCGUUGCUGCUGGAGCCGCACAAACUAACGAAGGAAGAACAGCGGUUUCAGAUACUCUUCACCGUGCUUCCUUGGUUUUUCUUCGGGUGUAUGUUAGCUGCCCCUCUUUGUCUCGCCCAUUACCACCGCAAAAAAAUGCAAGAGCGGCGGGGCAGCUUAUACGCAGCAUCUUUAAAGCUUCAGGAGCGCUUUAACCUUCCUGUUUUGCUGCUGCUGCACUUCUAUCAGCUGCAGCAGCUUGUAGAACAGCCUUAUGAAGUGCUGCUGCUGCUGCUAAACUCUGCUGCUUUCGGGGCCCACACUGCAGCCUGCAUCUUCACGGAGGUCGCCCUCCUCCUCAGACAGCAUGGCAUAGAGUUACCUGUGGCGAUAUGCGAUAUCGGAGAAGCAGCAAAUAGACAGGGGCCCCCAGGGGGGCCCCCAAGGGGGCCCCCUGGGGGGCCCCCAGGCUCAGGGGGUUCGAAGUUUGCUGCUGCUGCUGCUCCUUAUUUGUUUAUGCUGCUGCCUGAUGGACUAGAGGGAGAACCCGCAGCAAUAGAGAUAGAAGAGUUAAAAGAAGAGAAGAUAUUGAAAUCAACUAUAAAUAAAAAAACAGCACAAACCCUAAUUAAACACAUCGCGACAAUUAGACCCGCAGCGGGCGCUCUCUUGAAAGAAGCAGAGGCUAUUGACGCUGCAGCAGCAGAUCUUCUUCGCUGUGAAUUCGCUGAUGUAUUUGUCGAUCAACACGCAAACCACAAACAAAAUAACCAAAUAACAACUCCAUCAGGGGGGCCCCCAAGGGGGGCCCCCCAACAGGGCCCCCCAAUGAGGGGCCCCCACGAGGGGCCCCCAGCAGGGGCCCCCCAACAGGGGCCCCCAAUGGGGGGCCCCCACGAGGGGUCCCCAACAGGGGCCCCCCAACAGGGGACCCCAAGGGGGGUCCCCCACGAAGGGCCCCCAAUGGGGGCCCCCCAACAGGUGUCCUCAAGGGGGGCUUCCCAAGGGGGGCCCCCAGGGGGCCCCCAAGGGACUUCAGGGGCCCCUGCAUGUGGGGGCCCUACAGAUGGGGGCCCCCUGUGGGGUAUUGCUUAUGGGGGCCCCUCAUUUGAGGGUUUGAAUGGGUUUAGGGGUGAUGAGGGCCCUUUAAGGGUUUGGAGGUUGCAAGAGGCGCUAUCUGCAUGCAGAGAAAGACGAAGAAAGAAAUACGAAACUGUCCUUGUCUGA